This is a messenger RNA of Trametes versicolor FP-101664 SS1, 330 nucleotides long. RefSeq lists its product as uncharacterized. The record is from RefSeq and is a predicted model, not a curated record. The annotation marks the transcript as partial. The transcript is spliced from 3 exons. Gene Ontology annotation, molecular function: protein binding. NCBI's taxonomy places the organism in Eukaryota, Fungi, Basidiomycota, Agaricomycetes, Polyporales, Polyporaceae.
CUGCUCAACUUACCGCUCGACGUUCUGAUGGAGAUAAUGAGCUUUCUACGUCCUCGCGAUCUGUUGACCCUCGCGCGCACAUGCAAGGACUUCCGCGCGUAUCUUUUCAGUCGACGGUCUAUACCGUGCUGGAAAGCCGCCAGGCAGCGAUGGAAGGACCUCCCCGAUUGCCCUUCGGACAUCAGCGAAAUGCACUACGCUAGACUCGUCUUCACUGAAGAGUGCCAUAAUUGCGGGCAGCACGCGGACAUAUUCAGCUGGAAGCUCCGGGUGCGUGUGUGCACACCAUGCGCGAAAGACCGGUACGGGUCUCACUUGGCAUGUCCGCCG